This is a messenger RNA of Haliotis rubra (blacklip abalone), 406 nucleotides long. RefSeq names its product plasminogen-like. The record is from RefSeq and is a predicted model, not a curated record. The coding region runs from base 44 to 388 and encodes 114 amino acids. The transcript is spliced from 2 exons. NCBI's taxonomy places the organism in Eukaryota, Metazoa, Mollusca, Gastropoda, Lepetellida, Haliotidae.
CCGGUGAAAACCACAAUAAGGCGAUCAGUGAACAGCAUCCACCAUGGCUCGUCUCCUGUUCUUAACAACCCUAGCUGUUCUUGCCACACUAGCAGCUUGCAAUACUGAGUGCUACACCAUGCAAGGCUCCACAGCAGUGUACAGUGGUAAGAAAUCUACAACCUACAGUGGAAAGACAUGUCAGUACUGGUCCGUCACCGACCCCAACAAUCACGCCUACUAUCGUGACUACUUCGACAUCACCAACGGUGCACCAAACCUCGGCUACGCUGGUGCCGCCAACCACUGCAGAGACCCGUCUGGAGGUAGCAUACUGCCGUCUGGAUAUCUGUGGUGCUACCUGGCCGACUCUCCAGGAAGCGAACAAUGUAGUAUCCCUAAGUGUUAAUAAAUCUGAAGUGACAAA